Anopheles gambiae (African malaria mosquito) is the source of this 2156-nucleotide messenger RNA. It is a transcript of the gene Vajk4, whose product is annotated as skin secretory protein xP2. The transcript is spliced from 2 exons. Lineage: Eukaryota; Metazoa; Arthropoda; Insecta; Diptera; Culicidae. Bases 104 to 1144 code for a protein of 346 amino acids. The record is from RefSeq and is a predicted model, not a curated record.
ACCGAGAAGCCCCGGCCGAGCGUUGUAUAUAUACCGGUGCGUGCGGGCUUUUCAAAUCAGUACCUACUUCGGUCUCGCUUGUUCUAUACACUUUUUGCUCACAAUGCGAAUGAUCAUAGUUCCUUGUUGUCUUGCCCUAUUUGUGGCACUGGUCACAUGCGAGGGUGACGUGAAAGCGGACUCGAAGGCGGAGGAAACCCAAGUAGAGGCGAAGGAAUCGCAGAACCUGGAGAAGCGCGGCCUGCACUCCUCCUUUGGCGAUUUCGGCCAUGACUUCGGUGGACACGAUGAGCAUCACCAUCACCACGAGCACAUCAAGACGGUGACGAUUGAGAAGAAGAUCCCGGUGCCGUACACCGUCGAGAAGCACGUCCCGUACACGGUCGAGAAGAAGGUGCCGUACGAGGUGAAGGUCCCGAUCCCGCAGCCCUACAUCGUCGAGAAGAAGGUGCCGGUGCACUACAAGGAAGUGGUGAAAUACCCAGUCCACGUCCCGGCUCCGUACACCGUCGAGAAGAAGGUGCCGUACGAGGUGAAGUACCCGGUCGACAAGCCGUACGAGGUGAAGGUACAUGUCCCGCAGCCCUACACCGUCGAGAAGAAGGUCCCGUACGAGGUGAAGGUGCCGGUCCCGGUCCCGUACACCGUCGAGAAGAAGGUCCCGUACGAGGUGAAGGUUGAGGUGCCCGUCCCCAAGCCGUACACCGUCAUCAAGAAGGUGCCGUACGAGGUGAAGGUCCCGGUCGACAAGCCGUACAAGGUGGAAGUCCCGAAACCGUACCCGGUGGAGGUCCCGAAACCCUACCCAGUUGUCGUGGAGAAGAAGGUCCCGUACGAGGUGAAGGUUCCGGUCGACAAGCCCUACAAGGUGGAGGUGCCCAAGCCGUACAAGGUGGAAGUUAAGGUGCCGUACCCAGCCCCGUACACCGUCGAGAAGAAGGUCCCGUACACCGUGGAGAAGCCGAUCCCGUACGAGGUGAAGGUCCCGAUCGACAAGCCGUACCCGGUGUACAAGGAAGUUAAGGUGCCGGUCGAGAAGGAGGUCCCGUACCCGGUGAAGGUCCCGUAUCACGUACCAGUCCAUGUUCACAAAGAAGAACACCAUGAUCAUUCGUAUGAACACCACGAACACGAUCUGCACUAAAUCCUGAGCUGUAUCCUGUAUCCCCCUUACAACAAACCCCCCCUCCCCAAACUUGUUAUUCUAGUUAGUUGUUGAUCAUUUCAGUAUGCAGCAGGUGGACGCGCUACAGCAACCAAAAGCGCUGAAUGUUCCUGUCGUCCACCGGGGCUGUCAUACGGGAAAGGAAAACCAACCGCCUCUGUGUGUGUGCGUUUCGCCUCAUAAUACCUAAGACCGAGCUGUACAUGUAGAUGUUUAUUUCAUAAUGUUUUUCAUCCAUCCACCAUACCAUACCACAACUCACCUCAAAACACCUCAGACAUCACACUCCGGUGGAGUUGUGCGAUCCCCAAAAAAAACAAACACAACGAAGCCGCUCAUUUUACAUUUUACGAUCGACCGUUUUGCGGGAUCGAGAGUUUUGCAGCAAAAGGGUCAGCAGGAGCCACAGGGAAGUGAUUGAUGCCUUCUUGCCACCCUCCAUUCGGAUGUGUUCCAUCAGCGCUGAUGAUCCCAGCUACUGUUCUGAGGAUAAAUCUCGCCGGCUCAUCCGUGUGAUACAGGGGGGAAGUUGGUUUGAUCCUUCCCCUGUUCGAGCUUCCCGAUGCUCCCCAAGGCACGCUCCCGGGAAGAGAUUGUUUCCCCAAAUGAGUUUUUGUUUUACCAAAGCGAAUGAAUUUAGUUUUGCGCUGUUUGUUUUUCGUUUUUGCUUGUUCGAGAUCAACCGGUUGGAUAAUUGAUUUCAAGUUUUUGUUUGUUUUAUACUAGCUUUGAGCUUUUUUUGUUUGUUAAAUGUUGUUUUAUACCAAAAAAGAAAAUCGCCCCAGAACCAACAGUUUCACAAGAAAAAAUAACCCUGAUGCAUAAAUACGGGAGGAUAAUGGAAAAAAAAACGCCAGCCAGAUCCAAGUUGAGAGAUAAAGAUGCUAUAGAGACCAGGAGCAAAAAACCCGAACUCAAGCGAAACCGAGUGUUAUCGAUCGAUGUGAUAUGUUUGAAAUAAAAACAAAAUGUUGAAAAAGAAAUAACAAAA